This is a messenger RNA of Nothobranchius furzeri (turquoise killifish), 2001 nucleotides long. RefSeq names its product interferon stimulated exonuclease gene (gene isg20). Lineage: Eukaryota; Metazoa; Chordata; Actinopteri; Cyprinodontiformes; Nothobranchiidae. The record is from RefSeq and is a predicted model, not a curated record. Gene Ontology annotation, cellular component: nucleus. Gene Ontology annotation, molecular function: nucleic acid binding; 3'-5'-RNA exonuclease activity.
UGACAGCAACUAUUAAUGUUUUUUGCACGUGAAUUUCUAUCUGACGCGUUUUUUCCGCGGUGAACUGCGUUUUUCGCACCGCACUGCCAAACUACAUUGAGAUAAGCAAUAGUUGUGGUUAACUGUGGAAUAGAACAAGGAAAUAAAGUAAGAUAAUUACAAUUUUGGCUUUAUUUAAAUCUUUAGAGGCCAGUAGUCAGUACGGCUUAGGUUUAGUUUAUCUAGUUGGUAGUUUUGUGUGUUUAUCCUUUUAAAAACUCGUCACAAGGCCUGGAAGCCUCAAGCCGCGUUGUUACUGCGAAAUAAUUUUUUUAUUGGAGCUGAAACUAGUUUAUCCCAACUGCCUUAUGUUUUUAAACCGCUCAAGUUUCAUCAUACUGGUAUAAAAGAACAGCAGCUCCAUCAUGUGAUAAUGGCAGAGGUGUCAAACAGGAAUAAGAAGGCCUCCUCCACGGGGCUCCUCAAUAACUACAGAUAUUUAUACAAGAAGUCUAUUCGGAUAAACGCAAUGGAGAAUGAAAUGUUCAGGAAGAAACCCCAACAGAAGGUGCUUGUUCCCAAGAGAAAAACCAAAAGAAGCGGCACCUGGGAUGAAUCCCUGAAUAUGAAUACAUCCAUAAAGAAGGCUAAAAUCAGCGACACGUUGAACUCGGAAAACAAAAGUGUUGAUGUAACAAAACAUGAAGACUCGUCUGUCUUUGACCAAGAUAGUCUAAUAUCAGCCCUCCGAGACCAGUGGGAGGUGGAUAGUGGUUUCUCCUCAGAAACCAGUCCUCCACCCAGCGGUCGGAGUUCACCAUGUCUCAGCUCGUGUUCAACCUCUGUGGUUGCUUUGGACUGUGAGAUGGUGGGGACAGGGCCCGGCGGGCGAUGCAACGAGCUGGCUCGCUGCAGCAUCCUGAACUAUCAUGGUAACGUCCUGUAUGACAAAUACAUCAAACCAUGUCAGCCUGUCACAGAUUUCAGAACCCGCUGGAGCGGCAUACAAAGGCAUCAUCUCCAAAACGCCACACCAUUCUAUCAGGCCAGAGAGGAGAUCUGCAGCAUACUUGAAGGCAAAGUGGUUGUGGGUCACUCCAUCCACAAUGACUUUGAGGCUCUGGACAUUGUCCAUCCUGGACACAUGAUCAGGGACACAUUUACAACACGUCUUCUGAGUCGACUGGCUGGUUUCCCUCGUGAGCGAUACUCGUCACUAAAAAUCUUGUCCAGUAAGCUUCUGAACAGAAAGAUACAGGCUGGGAGGAAAGGUCACUGUUCAGUGGAGGAUGCCCAAGCUGCCCUCGAUCUCUACAAGCUGGUGGAGGGCGAGUGGGAGCAGGAGCUGCAGAGGAAGCUGAGAGAUGACGAAGCUCCAUGUGAGCCGAGCUUUGCCUCGUCAAACCACUACAUGCAGGACGAGUACUGGCCAGAGGAGGUUGUGACAGAAAGCCAGUGAAAAGCAUUCAUUCAUGUUAGAGGGUACCAUUAUGUGAAUAAAAAAAACAAUUUAAUAGUUAGUAAGCGAGACAAGUUUAUCGACCUUGUCCCUCUGAAGAGGAAAAUUAUUUAAUAACUUAAAUGAAAACAUUUUGUGAGUUAAACAUGGUGCACAUUACCUCCUUGCUUUUAAGAUGUUUGGCAUUCUAAACCAAACUGAUGGCAAAGACUCUGAAACACUUUAAGCUGCCGUUUUCUGUAAAUGUGAGUUUUGGAGUGCUUUUAAGAGUUGGCUAGUCUGAAAAGAUAGUCGGUGCUUUUGAAAUGUUUAGAGGCUUAUUUGUUUUUGAAAAUCUACAGCAGUAAUAUUUGAAUGUGCUGAGCAGAACCUUUUGAAGCUUGUGUAAAAGUUCACCACCUCAAAGCCUUUAACCGGUGUUUUAGUUUCUUUUAAACCUGUUAAUUGAACUGAUCGUGAGCCUUUGUUUGUGUCACUGCCAGCAGAGGGAGACAAGUUCAUGUUCUCAGCUGGACUCUAUACACGACUUUUGGUGAAAUAAAACAUUGCAAAUAAUUCACUAA